Molecule: messenger RNA, 4017 nt
Organism: Drosophila suzukii
Lineage: Eukaryota; Metazoa; Arthropoda; Insecta; Diptera; Drosophilidae
Gene: Osi17
Product: DUF1676 domain-containing protein Osi17
Cellular component (GO): membrane
Source: RefSeq, a predicted model, not a curated record
UUUUUAUUGGCAACUGUAAAAAGUGAAAGACACGACGGAUUCUGAAAAUCAAAUCUAACUAAUUUCUUCUUGUGAAAACCGAGAGCGAAAGUGACCAGCGGACAAAUAACAAAAUAUCUUGCUAAUUAGGCGUCUCGCCAUGGCGAACAACACCGUUUCGCGCCCAAGAAUUAUGAGUCAAUGGUGAUGGCGAGUGACUGUGCGUGUUAGUUGCUGGUGGACCAUCUCUUCAAGAAAACCCGUUCACUGGACACCAAAUGGCCGUGAAAAGCGCCGACUAAGGAAGAGCGGCGCAAAAACUACCAGGAAAAUUAACGUCAAGCCAGCAGACAAACUGCACUCGAAGCAAUCUGAAGCUAACUGGAAAUUGUAUAAACAAACAUAGUGGAGUGAGCGUAGACCAAACAACUUUCAGCCGCGGCAAAAAUUACAGUUAAGGUUUUGCGCGGCGGAAGAAUCUUGAAAGAGCUACGUGUGAAUGCAGGAGUACCAUACCAUAUACCAGAUACCAGAUACAACCGAUAUUGCAGUGCAAAAAGUCAACGACAACUGAACGAAACCUAGGAGAGUAAGGCCCCAGAGAGAGCGACCGGUCUGCUUUAAGCCUGGCCAUGAUCUUGGCCAACUGUUUGGGCCACAACACGCUCAGUUGUUAACCAGACGCGCACGCAUGCGCACGCGGAACGCGCCAACAGGUGAUUUGCAUAUCCCCGAGAUACUAGUUACAAGAUACUCGCCUCCAGAUACGAAACCGUUAGGCCGUAGGUGUGACGCGAUGAAGUAAUUGCAGGUAGCCGGAUAACCGAAUAGAGCAAAUAGAAAACGCGCUAAAUGCGGCAGCGAAAUUCCAAACAAACGAGUCCAAAACACACAGCACGAAGAAAGUACAUUAAAACCAAUAAAAAGAAUCGAGCUGCUACGAAAAACCGACCGACAAUCAAUGGAAUUGUGUUUGCGUGCUAAGCCGAGUGCCUCAUAAAUUGAUUUGUCAAUUGGCUAACGAUUUCGCCAAUAAAGCCGGCCAUUGUGUCCUCCUAAAAAGCCAGAGUUCCCGUCCCCUCAACACGUACUUACAGCGAAAUCAGCUAAAUAAACAGUUGGGCUACAGUUAAAUUGCAGGGCCAAGGUGCAAUUGCAAUUGCGAUUGCAAUUGUAGGUUCAAGGUGUGAAUCGGCCGUCAGCAGUGCUAACUGGCCAGGUGAAACCGAAAACGAAACUGACAAUGCCCAGCACACACAGUCAUUUGCCCCAUAAUUGGGGCUCAGGUGAGAGCCAGCGACAGUGCACAUCCUCCAGUAGAAAUCGCACCUGCAACUGCCACCCAGUGAGCAUGGCCAGCUUAAAAUGUGGCCACUUGAUUUUCCUCCUCUUGAUCUGCCUAAUCAACUCGGCCGUCGAUGCGGAUGGAACGGCUCGGAAUGGUCGUCUUGGUCGCCAUCUCUCCACCACUCCGUUGAGCCACCUGGAAAUGGAAACGGAGGCCGUCGAGGAGCAGGAGGCGGUCACCGAGUCGCCGACGGAACCCCCAAAGGAUUGGACGACGACGGAACUGCCGCCGGAAGAAGAGUGGCAGCCCGUGGUGAAUGCCUCCGAUAUUCCGGACAGGAAGCAGACUGAUAAGGCGGCCCCCGGGGACUCCCUGCUCCUCCGCCUGGCCCGGCGAUUCACCAGUGGAAACGAGCUCUGGGACGGCCUUGUCCGCGAUUGCUAUCUGAAGCCAGACGUCUCCUGCUUCCAGAAGAACGUAUUUAGCUACCUGGAUGGCGCUCUGGAUGUGCAGGAUGUCAAUGUGACGCAAAGACUCAAGUUCUUCAAGAAUCAAGUGGACUAUAAAGUGGAGAAGGAGAAGGAGGAGCACUCGGAGGCACGUGCCGCAAGUGCGGAAACCCCAAUCGAGGAAGUGACCAGCGCUCUAUAUGGCAAGAGUAUUAAGUUCGCGAUGACCCACGAUCUGGAGGUGGAUCUGCCCGAGGUUAUGUUCAACGGAGCCACUUUUCGCAUCUCGCCGCGGGCCAUCGAAGGAAACGGAAUCAUCGCCAAGCUGGAGCUCAUUCCCAAACAGGUAGUCAAGGCCCGACUGGCUGGGGCGAUAAUCCAGAAGAAGAUACAAAAAUUUCUACGCAGCAAACUGGUGCUGUCAUUCCUCGCAUUGCUGCUGAUCAUAAAGAUCAUCAAGAUCAAGUUGUUCUGGCUGCUGCCAAUCGUCAUCGGAGUCGGGGCGGCCAAGAAACUGCUGCUGAAGUUCCUGCUCUUCCUGUUCCCGGCGCUGUCGCACCUCUUCAAGCUCUGCUCGCACUACCAGCAAUCCUAUCACGCACCAGCCAAAUACCACCACCACCAUCACCUCAUCGAUCAUCAUCACACGGUGGUUCCCCCAUGGCACAGCGGAGAGCACCACGCUGGUCCGGGUCCGGAAAUCAUCUACACCCACCCGCCCAAGGGUCAUCCGUCAGCCUAUCUCCAUGGAGCCCCGGUGCACGAGAGCUACGGCCCCGGAUUCGAGCACUUCGAGGGGGCCUGGCAGAACAGUGGACCGGGCUUGGGUUCCGAAUACAUAGGCGAUAUAAAUCGCGUUGCACAGAUAGAGGAGAAUGCGCAUUACUUUAAGCCCCACCCGGCUAAUGACGCCGGGCUCCUGCAUGCUUGGGGCCUGGGCACCACACAGGCACAACAGCAACAUCAGGUACAGGCACAGGCACACCAGCAACAUGCGACACACCAGCAGCAACAUCAGCGUUGGCCUGUCACCCAGCAGGCGAGGCCGCCCACCCAGCCGAAACAGCAGUCGCAACAGCAGCAGCAACAGCUCAAGCUUCAGCUGCAACAGCAAUUAAGUGCUCAGAAAAUACAAGCCUCUAGUCACAGUUUAAACCCAUUUCAAAGUCAGGACAAACAAAGCUCAAGGCCGGCACACACGCAGCACCAUCCGGUGUUCGUUCCGGGACAGGGACACCAUCCGCCGCAAAGUGGGCCCGGACUCACGGCAGCAGCUCAAAUUGCCGCGCAGUAUGAUCCCGCGCGCAAUAAUCAGCAGCAGCAAAACCAGGCUGCGCAGGAGCCACAACUUUCGCCCGAACUAGCCGCCCAGCUGAAGGAGGCCAUCCGCAUUCAGGCCGAGCAGCGCCUCAUCCAGCAGCAGCAGAAGAUACUGGAGCACCAGCCAUUCGUACAGGACGGACAGCCGCUGUAUCCGCUCAACUACGAUCCGUUCUACAGUCCUAUUCUGCUGAAAAUCGACAAAAUAGUCGAACAGCUGGGCGUGAAGAACGACCUGUGCAAGGAGCGCAUCGUGUGCAGCAUGUACAAGGAUCCGGCCACCUACAGUCCGCACAGCAACUUCAUCUCCGCGGAGCUAAGUCGCGACACCAGCGAACUGGAGCCCGUAACGCAUGCGAAUGAGGCAGUGCGUCGUUUUUACCGGCUAAUUCAGGCUGCCCGGGAUGGCCAGGAUCAAAAGGACUGCCAGAGCCUGUAUCCACAGUGCAACAUGCCGGCCAAGUGAGCCGGAGGUCCCUAAUCUUCGAGAGCGGGAGACGUUAAGCGAGAACGAGCAACUUUGAAGUCAACUUUUCCUUGUUAAAAACCGAACUGUAAAUAGGAUAAAACAACUAGGCUACGCAUAAUUUAUUUGUUAAACUCGUAUUUAUUUAUUUAUUUACUGUAGUCUAAUGGUUCGCCUAUUUAAUGUCAAUUGAAGCUCUUCGGUCACCCAACCGCUGCAUUAAUAUUCAUUCUGAUUUUGUUCAAGCUUGCACUCAAAGUAUUUACUAAAAUCGGCUGCGGUCAGUACACUUUUUAAAUUUUCCACACACACACAUGUGAAUGGCACACAAAUAAUUCACUGAUAAUUUACUAAAAAUACCAUAUAAUGAAAUCAGAAUAUUUAUUAAUUGCCGGUCAGACGGAUGCGGCUGAAAAUUCAAUUAGUCAAUAUGCAAAAAUUGUUAUUAGAGGAGUUUUUGUCGCCAGCACAUAAAAUGGAAAAUAAAUUGAAAUUGUGUUAAAUGUAUAUCCUUU